UCAUUGACGAGGUUUGUUGAAAAAUUGACUGCAAGCAACUGCAGUGAAGUUUCAAAGUGCAAUAAAGUGGUUCAGUAAAAAUAAUAAUGAUGGUAAAUAGCGGCUAAAAAUUAGUCCGCAGGUAAUGUUUGUGUGUAAACAAAUUAAAACUGUAGUUUCAUAUAAAAUCACUAAUUAGUUAAUGUGUUAUUGGUGAGCAAGCUGCGGAGGUGAUUACGUGCUCGGAGUUCAGCAGACGUUUUUCAUUUAUUGAUUUUUUGCAUUAAAUUUAAGCAAAGGAAACACCGAAAAAGGUCAAGUUUCUUAAAAUGCAUUUACAUUAUAAUAAUCAAUGAAUGAAAUUCGAUACGAUGGGGAAACGUGUGGAGCGGAUCAAUGCGCGUAGACAAGCCUUUGAUGACUGUGCAACGCCAGCAGAGCAGCAAACAGAUCUCCCUGGUGGCACUCGCCACACUUUUGACAAAUCAUAUACUUGAAACCGUCUAGCAGGUUGUGAAGUGGGUGUUGGGCACACCAGGCAACCUUUCUGCCACCCACCUAGAACAAACUAGCACAAUUGCGCUAUUACAUUCGUAAAACAUAGACGAAGCUUUGCGCAGCGUCGUAGCUGAUGCGUGGUUUUAUGCAUUUGGGGUUGGGAUGCUGUGAAUGCUAGCUGUUGGCACGAUAGUUGCCUCUAUGUAUAUUAGUGUUUGUAAAGCCUUCUAUCGAAGUGGUUCUUUGGGGUAGACAUUUGAUUAUAAAAGUUUUGCCUCUUUGAAAUUUUAGAGGCCAAGUGCAUAAAUACGAGUUUUGUAGUAGCAGAUGUGCCAGUUCAGAGUGGUAGCUGCGCUGCCCAUUACUGCUGGCCGCUUGCCAUCGCGUCAUACAAACCUCACGAAGGAAGUCUCUUUGUGUUUGGCAAUGUGCCUACAUAUGUAUGAAUGCAUUAGAUGAAAACCAAACGCCGUUAUGCCUCCGCUGUUAAUUGGAUUUUGUUUGGAAAAAAGAAUGAAAAAACAGCAAAGCACCACUGCAAACAGAGCGAGUUAAUUGAAAAAGAUUACAAGGACAAUAAAACAGAUUUUUCCGUUCCAAUACAACAUUUGUCAACCUCGUUUAAACAACCAAUAUCCUCAGUAGAGUGAGUUGGGUAAGGAUCCAUGAACAAUUCUUAGCGUUGAGCAAACAGUCGACAGACGAUAGAGACAAUUGAAAACCAACUACCUAAAUCACAAAAACAGGAAAGAUAAAAGCUAACGUUCGAAAACAAACAGUUGCAACAAGAACAUCCCAGUGGCAACAACAACCCAGACAGACAAUGAACUCUGAUAGCAGUGAAUUGGAGACGUCUAACAAUGGACGCGUCAUAUUCCAUAUGCCUCAAAAUGCCGUCACAAUGGGGUUGCCAUCUACAACCCGUAUAUCGAGUACAAUUGCGACCGCCAACAAUCCAAACACCCCCUCAACCAGUAGCACAAUGCAUUCUGUUGUCGGCAGCGUAGGUGGUAUUGGUAGUGGCGGUCUUGCAACAGAUGUUGGCAAUGAUUACAAUUUGAAUUUGAAUAGCGAAAUGAAUGCACCGCCCGCCACGUCUGUAGGUAAACACUGUGAAAAACCGCAAGAGCGCUACGUAUGGGAAAUGCGCACGCGCAGUCCCAACGUUACACCCGCAAGCACUGUGCUGAAUUCGCCUGAUUUAAAUACAGAUGUGCAGUACGCGUUGCACCAUCAUCAACAUCGGCAGCAUCAUCAGAUUAGAGUAGGACGUAGUCCCGGAAGCCAAUUCGAACAGCAAAACGUAAUGCCGCAGGGUCUCGCGAGCCCAGGUGGAUCCCCCACAGACGUUGGCAAAGCUGGAGUGCAGUGUUUGCGCGACGGAGAAAUAGUCGUUUUCGAUGAUAUUGACACAAAUUGGAUGAAUAAGGCAAACGCGGCCAACAUUUCCAACGCUGUGCUAAGCGGAAUCCCAGUUCCAAAAAACACGAACGAAUCCUUUACGUCAGUACAUCAUCAACACAACAACGAAGAUGUCUUAAAAGUAACUAAGAUGAUUGGCCAGCUACCAAUAGCUGAGUAUGAAGGCUCACCACGUCGCUUUGGCAAUCAACCGCACGGUAAUAUGAAGCAAGCGAAUGCUAGCAUAUUUUCCAAGCGCCCACCAGGCUUUCCACAGCGUGUAUCACCCAUUGCAGGCGCACAAAAUCAGCCACAACAAUACUCGACAAUGCAGCAACAGCUAAUGCAACAAGAUUUCAAUACACGUUCUACACACUAUGGCCAACUUAGCUUACAACAAACACAGUAUUAUGCAAACACACCAUCGUUAGUGGCAACAAGCGUUGCUGGUGCUGGCACUAAUGACUGUCAUGAUAAUAAGUUAAUUGGCAAUUUGAUUGAUAUCGACGAUGGAAGCGUACACGCGGCCGCAGUUGAUGGUGGCCAAGUAAAAACGCCUGCUUUUGAUUACUUGUACGAGUGCUCUGAGACGCGUAAAGUAUUGGAAGAUUUUUUUAAAGCAAAUUCAGAAGAUGAAAAGCGCUUUACUGACUAUACUGAAAGCGGCGACGAUGUGGGAAGUUGUGAUACUCAUUUGGAGUAUGAACGUGAGCGUGAACGUGAGCGCGAAGAAGGAAAACACAUAGAGCAAGCAUAUAUUGGACAACGCUUAGCCAGAAUACCCAAAGAUGAGUUGAAUAUGGUGCAUCGGUCGCCACGCAAACAACCCUGUGAGUCUGUUUACAAUGAAAACAAUGAUAUCGAGUUGUACAUAGAUUCGAAUAGUCGCAGUAGUGGCGAUUUGGCUGACACCGAAUUAGAAGCAAAUUUGCGCCACCAUUCUCGCAAUUUCACACUAUCCCCAGAGACUACUGAUUACGAUUCGAAUUGCGGUGAUCUGGACAGCUUGUCAAAUGACAUAAAUUGUCCCACUGACUAUGGUAAAUUAUACACCAGUAUGCCAGUACUGGAGGAUGGCCUAUCUAGCGGCCAUGCAUCGGAUACGGAAAAUAAUGUAAAUACCACCGUUGAGAGUGAAAAACAAACAGUGGAAAGCAACUGCGCAGAAAAUGGUCAAGCACAAGUGGCUCUGACGAUCCAGACUCAAACACGCCAAUAUCAGCUACAGCAACCGCAUACUCCUCCAACAAUGCUGCAAAAUAAUGAGUACAAUGCGAGCUUGUCGCUCGAGUGCCAUGACAGUUGCAUUUCAAACAGCAUUGUGAACGCUGUAACGAUGGACAGCAAUUUAAUAAACGAUUUAAUUGAAGUUCCUGAUCAAACGAUUCAGCAGCACCACCAGCGCCAGUCAGAAUUUCAGCUCCGCAGUGAUGAACUAAUGCAAAAUGAUGGUGGCUGCUGUAGCAAUAAUGCCGCUGUCUGUUCGAACGCAUCGAAUGAGCUCGGUCACAACAAUUCCAAUUAUGAUGCCGUCUACGCAACCACGAUGACUACAAAGCAAUCUCCACCACCGCCACCAGCACCUGCAGCAUAUCGGCAGUGUGUGCGUGCGAAACAGCAACGCGAGUCGGCAGAUAUACAAGAAGCAAUGAAGGAGAUACGUUCGGCGCUACAACGUGCCAAAACACAGCCAGAAAAAUUAAAAUUUUGUGAUGAGGUAUUACCGCCCGACCCGGAAUCACCAGUGUGGGUGCCACGUAAAACUUCGCCAACUAGCGCUUCAUUGACAACCAAUCGGAUUGGUGCUAACCUGCAUGAUCUGCAUUGUAGUGGCAAUGGUGGCAGCGCGAGCGGAGCGAUCGCAGGGGACGAGGAGGAGCCCGAUACUGAUUUGGAAACGGACCGACUGUUGGGUCAACAGCGGCUCGAUGAGCAAGGUUACUUUGACGAUAAGACAAUUUGGCCCAAAACAUCACGUAUCGGCGUCGGCACAGAUUCCAAUGACCAAUCACCUAGUACAUCGGACAUCACAAUGCUCACCACAAAUUCUGUCAGUAUUAAACCGCCAGCAUUCUCCUCAGCCACCAUUCGUCAGGGCAUUGGCACAGCGCUAACGCCCAGUUCGCCCGAACAGUGUCAGAUUGUAGGCAGCGCAGAUGUUACGCUCAGCUCACCCGAAAAGUUGCAAUACACAAAAAGUCCAACUGGCUCCAUCAAGUCGCUGAAAGAUUCAGCGAACAGCGAUAAGAAGGCAAAGACACGCAACAAAGAGGGGCUAUUGGAUCCUGCAGUGCUAAUUGAAGGCGUCCUCUUUCGUGCACGUUAUUUAGGCUCAACACAGCUGGUAUGCGAGGGCCAGCCAACGAAGUCCACGCGGAUGAUGCAGGCUGAAGAGGCCGUUUCGCGCAUAAAGGCUUUGGCUCCAGAAGGCGAAAGCCAACCCUCCACCGAAGUAGAUCUAUUUAUAUCAACCGAGAAGAUUAUGGUGCUCAAUACAGACCUCAAGGAGAUUAUGAUGGAUCAUGCUUUGCGUACAAUUUCUUACAUAGCCGACAUCGGCGAUUUGGUUGUGUUGAUGGCUCGGCGACGGUUCGUGCCAUCUGAUUCGUGUGGCUCGGACGCAGAUGUGGCAAAUGGCUGUGGCAAUGGUAAUAAGGACGCUCAAGAAAAUGGCGCUGCGGUGAAUAGCAGCGGUAACGGUAGCGGCAGCAACGGCGGUGGCACCGUCAAUGGCGUUGGUUGCAGUGUUGGCGGUAGCAGUAGUAAGCACAAUCGCACGCCAAAAAUGAUUUGUCAUGUAUUCGAGAGCGAUGAAGCGCAAUUUAUAGCGCAAUCAAUCGGUCAAGCCUUUCAGGUGGCCUACAUGGAAUUUCUGAAAGCAAAUGGCAUUGAAGAUCAUAGUUUUGUAAAGGAAAUGGAUUAUCAAGAGGUGCUUAAUAGUCAAGAGAUCUUCGGCGAUGAAUUGGAAAUAUUCGCUAAGAAGGAAUUGCAAAAGGAGGUGGUUGUGCCGAAGGUGAAAGGUGAAAUACUUGGAGUAGUGAUUGUGGAAAGCGGCUGGGGCUCAAUGCUGCCUACUGUAGUGAUAGCAAAUCUGAUGUCGGCAGGUGCAGCGGCGCGUUGCGGUCAGUUGAAUAUCGGUGAUCAGUUGAUUGCUAUAAAUGGCAUGAGCUUGGUAGGAUUACCGUUGUCGACAUGCCAGAGCUAUAUACGCAAUGCCAAAAAUCAGACAGCGGUAAAAUUCACUGUGGUGCCGUGCCCACCGGUGGUCGAGGUGAAAAUCAAGCGACCCAAUACAAAAUAUCAGCUGGGCUUCAGUGUGCAAAACGGCGUGAUUUGCAGCCUUCUGCGUGGCGGCAUUGCAGAGCGUGGCGGCGUGCGCGUCGGGCACCGCAUUAUUGAAAUCAAUAAUCAGAGUGUGGUGGCAGUGCCGCAUGAAAAAAUUGUCAAUCUGCUCGCUACAUCUGUGGGCGAGAUCUUAAUGAAAACUAUGCCGACUUCGAUGUUUCGUUUACUCACGGGACAAGAGAAUCCCAUUUACAUAUAAAUUAAGCUUAACUGAUACGCUAUUACACUCACAUUCUGCAUACAUACUAGUAUUUAUCAAAAUUUUUCCAAUUUGAUUUCACAACUUGUGCGCUAAAACAAAAUUACAAUACUUUCUUACUCAAUAACUAACAAAUAUGUAAGUAUGUACUAUUUACACACAAAUAAUCUGUACUAUUAGAUAAGUAAGUGCAAGAAAAAACCAAUGCAGAUUGAAGGUGAACAAAGAAUUCGAAAUGUUUGAAAAAGAAUAAAUUUGUAAAGAAUGUAAGAAAACACGUAAAUUCAACACGAUGAAAUUGUUAAUGUUCUGCAUAGUACGCGUAUUUCCUUACGAAAUUGCAAAAAUAACGUGCGAUGAUAAUUUCCACGAAUAUCUACACAUACGCAUACACAGCCCAACAUUUUUUUACUAUUAAUUAAUAACAUACAAACUACAACUGUCACUAAAUUAUAAACUAUACACCAAUACACGUAUAUUUAUCUAUACUUGCUUUUUUCUACUUAACGCAAUAAUUGAAAAAUUAAUUAAUAACUAACAAAAAAUAAAACGGUCUGUAUUAUAGAAUUUAGCUUCGAACUCAGUUAUAUAUGUACUACUUGUGGAGCAAAGUUAAUAAGCCCGCUGCCGGGCUUAAUAAUUUAACUGUUGUAGCACGCCAGCAACAAGUAAAACAAUCACGGCUACAAUAACAAUAACAAAAUCACUAAUUGCAUACAAAAAUAUUAAAAAAAAGACUGAAGAUGUUUUAAGUUUUUAUUUAUUAUGCAAAACCAAAAGGAUAGGCAAAAAAGCAAAACAAAUUGAAAGAACUUUGCACACAAACUAAAACAAGAGCACACAGCUUCCUUUUUUACUUAGAAAAAUUACGCAGUUAUGCUUUGCUGCCUCUGCAUGGCCAGAAAUUGUUUAACAAUCGAAUUAGUUUUUUCUUUUUAUGAAAUUUUGUGGACUUUGCAAAAUUGUAUGCACGCAAAAAAUGUCUUGGUUUCACAACGUUUGCCAUAUUUUUUACGGUAUUCAAUUUUUUAUAUUCAAGCAGGUUCUGCAAUUCACUUCCGAGUGAAUUUCAAUCAAACCCGCUUUGAAUUCACACUGGCAGGGAUUGAAAUUCACUCGGAAGUGAAUUGCAGAACCUGCCCGAUUGAUAUUUUUUAAUUUUCAUUUAAGCUAGCAGAUUUUAGUUUAACUAAGAUAUUGAUAAUGUAUGUAGUUCUAACAGUGCCAUUGCUUAUCAAUUGAAAUUGGUAUUUUUCCCCAAACGAUAUUUAA
Messenger RNA from Rhagoletis pomonella (apple maggot), 6694 nucleotides. RefSeq lists its product as uncharacterized. Gene Ontology annotation, biological process: chemical synaptic transmission. The coding region runs from base 1301 to 5422 and encodes 1373 amino acids. Lineage: Eukaryota; Metazoa; Arthropoda; Insecta; Diptera; Tephritidae. The transcript has 12 exons. Gene Ontology annotation, cellular component: cytoplasm; plasma membrane; dendritic spine. The record is from RefSeq and is a predicted model, not a curated record. Gene Ontology annotation, molecular function: protein binding.